Molecule: messenger RNA, 1383 nt
Organism: Amphiprion ocellaris (clown anemonefish)
Lineage: Eukaryota; Metazoa; Chordata; Actinopteri; Pomacentridae
Gene: dio3a
Product: iodothyronine deiodinase 3a
Exons: 1
Molecular function (GO): thyroxine 5'-deiodinase activity
Source: RefSeq, a predicted model, not a curated record
CCAACUUCAACCCACAAGAUCGUGGCACAGCGCAGGACCCUUCAUCCGAAAGUGAUAAUGAAUACUAUUAAGGCCAUUAAAAAUGCAGUGGUUUGUUUAGUCCUGCUGCCCCGUUUUCUGGUGGCAGCUGUCAUGUUUUGGCUGCUGGACUUUCUAUGCAUCAGGAAAAGGGUUUUCUUCAGGAUGAAGGAGCAGGAGGGCGAUGCUAUUGAUCCUCCUCUGUGCAUAUCGGACUCCAAUCGCCUCUUCAGCCUGGAGUCCCUCAAGGCAGUCUGGCACGGACACAAACUGGACUUCCUGAAAGCGGCGCAUCUCGGACACGGAGCGCCCAACACCGAAGUUGUUCAGCUGGAGGAUCAGAGGCGCAGCCGGAUCCUCGACUACGCGAAGGACAAGAGACCGCUCAUCCUCAACUUUGGCAGCUGCACCUGACCGCCGUUCAUGGCGCGCCUCAAGGCUUUCCAGGGGGUCGUGCAGCAGAACGCAGACAUUGCAGACUCUGUAGUUGUGUACAUCGAGGAAGCGCAUCCCUCCGACGGCUGGGUGAGCACUGACGCGCCGUAUCAAAUCCCCAAACACCGGUGUCUGGAGGACAGGCUGAGCGCUGCGCAGCUGAUGCGCCUGGAGGUGCCCGGCUGCCUGGUGGUGGUGGACAGCAUGGAAAACUCCUCCAACGCCGCGUACGGAGCUUAUUUUGACAGACUUUAUAUUCUGCAGGAGGGAAAGAUAGUUUACCAGGGAGGCAGAGGACCGGAGGGGUACCGGAUCUCAGAGCUCAGAGACUGGCUGGAUCAAUACAGACAAACGCUGGGAGGAUCCAAUAAUCUAGUUCUUAAUGUGUAGAUUGGAUUUUCAUAUAUUUUUUUUAGAGCUGCUAUUACAAACAAAAAUGCUGCAUUUUUUCAGUAUUAUAACUCAGUUUAGAUAGAUUCUCUCUGCCAUUAAUGGUUUCAGUGUAUUUAUUUUUUUUUAUAAGGUUAAAGUAAUUUGUAGGACGUCCUGCAGUAGGCUCCUUCCUCUCAUACUGGACAUCUAUUCAUCCAAAAGGUUAGUUUUGUUUGGACCUUGUUUGUUGGUGAACACAAGCACUUCGUGUGUCUAACGUUCUGAGUUUUAUUGUUAUUAUUAUUAUUUUUUCUUUUCUUGUGUAAAAUGCGCCUAUAAUUAACCAGUCAUGUGUGCAUCUGCACUUUGCUCGUCAGUAUUUUUUGUGAAGUUCGGUUUUUAAACGGGAUCAAACCAGAGAACCGAUACUGAUGUUUUUUCAUACUGGAGAUCAUAGUGGAGGUGCUGCUCUCUGCCUUGCAUGGCGCUUGUUUUGUAAAUAUUCUGUUUUAUGGGUUAUUAUAUGUUUCAUUCAAUAAAACAAAAUGUUUUCAUCUA